Penicillium macrosclerotiorum is the source of this 1476-nucleotide messenger RNA. RefSeq names its product NAD(P)/FAD-dependent oxidoreductase. The transcript has 2 exons. NCBI's taxonomy places the organism in Eukaryota, Fungi, Ascomycota, Eurotiomycetes, Eurotiales, Aspergillaceae. Gene Ontology annotation, cellular component: cytoplasm. Bases 1 to 1476 code for a protein of 491 amino acids. Gene Ontology annotation, molecular function: oxidoreductase activity. The record is from RefSeq and is a predicted model, not a curated record.
AUGAGUUCUAAAACCAAGAACGGCACGGUUCAGGAGAGAAUUGUCGAGUUGGUGAGCCAAGACCCAGGGCUUCCACGCAAAGGCCCUUCCACCGCAUUCUGGCAGGAGCCCGCCCAUAAGAUCACCAAUGUGAAAUCUCAGCAACUGCCGUCGGAGGUGGACUUUGCCAUCAUAGGGUCCGGAAUUACUGGUUGCAGCGUGGCGCAUACGCUGUUGAACAAUCCCAAACUUCGUAACAAACGGAUAGCCGUCUUCGAAGCCCGUGCUCUAACCAGCGGUGCCACCGGCCGCAAUGGAGGGCAUCUGGUUUCGCCUGCAGCGGUGGACUUUGCGGCCGUCGCGAAGCUUUUUGGUCCCGACAAAGCGGCUGAGGUGUCGCGAUUCUCAUUUCGCAAUCUCGAACGGUUCUAUGAAUUCGUGGCAACCCUAGACGACAAUCUCAAGGGCGUAUCAGAAGUUCGGAAGGUUCAAAAAGUGAUGAAUUUCUUAGAAUCAACCACGUUUGACAACUUCAAGGAUUCUCUUCGGCAGUUUUCGGCGGCCUGUCCUGAACUAGCAGACCAAUUCAAGAUUCUUACAGCUGAAGAGGCAAAGGCUAAAUACAAAUUCAAUGAGUCUGCCGGCGCUUGUGAACAGCCAGCUGGCGCGAUCUGGCCCUAUCGAUUGAUCACCGGCCUCUUUGCAAAGAUGCUGCAUGAAAACCCGUCAAGAUUCUCGAUCGACACCAAUACCCCGGUAACAUCAGUAACAUAUAAUUCAGAGAGCCCCUUAUAUCCGUAUAAACUCACUACUCCGCGAGGAAUUGUACAUGCGGGACAAGUGGUCUAUUGUACCAACGGAUUUACUUCCCAUCUGCUACCACGGCUUCGUGGAAAGGUCUUUCCCUUCCGAGGAACAAUGUCGGCCCAAGCGAUCUCCCCGGCUUUGCCUAAUCACGGCGCGCGUCACUCGUGGAGCAUCUACCAUGAACCAAAAUUUGACAAAGCCACUGGCAACUUUACCUUUGGUCUCUACUAUAUGACUCAAAAUGCGAGAACAGGCGACUUCUUCUUCGGGGGCGAGAAACAGCGGUAUGAGGACAUUCUUGUCAGUGAUGAUACAGUCGUGCCAACCAUCCCAUCGAGGAAUCUUCAAUCGGUGAUGACGGGAACUUUCAAGUCCUCCACUGGCGAAGCGCUCAAAACCACACCCCGACGGAUCUGGUCUGGUAUCAUGGGUUUCACCCCUGAUGGAAUGCCUCUGGUUGGCCGCUUGGGUAGAAGCUGGACCGGAAGACCCAAUGAUGGCGAAUGGGCGGCCGUUGGAUUCAAUGGCUAUGGUAUGGAUAAAUGCUGGUUAGUUGGUGAGACUCUGGGGGCAAUGAUUGCCGGUGCAGACGUGACUGGACAUCUUCCUCGGCUAUAUCAGAUUACAGACGAGAGGUUGAACACAUUAUUGAGGCCACGGGAUGUACCUGCGCGGCUUUUCCAUCUCUAA